UAACCUUGUUACACACUUGUCAUAGACAUUCUCAGCUGAUAACACGGGCUGAUACAUUAUCUUGGUAUCGAAUACACGAUCUGUGCACGUUUGGAUAGAACAUGGCGGAAAACGUCAGUGGAAACGACGGAAUAGAGAACGUCAAUUUUGACUACAUGAAUGAAUACGAUCACAAAUUCGCGAUUUCGGCCGAACCGUCAAUCCAAGAGGAAAAUCACCGAGAUGAUGACGAAGAAAGUCAUCAUCAUCAUGAGGAGCUACCUGAGCAUUAUGAAUAUCACUUGAAUAAAGGGAGCCAACAUCAUACUAAGGAACCAAUCAACCUUGAUGUGCAUGGAGAAGAACCAGGUUGUGGGUUGGACAGCGAUAAAUGGUAUGGCAAGUGCGCCAUCUUCUGGGGAAACCAUUUAGAAUGUCGCUCACUUGCAAAGUUUGAGAUUGGACUGAAGAGAGUAAGCAGUAGAAUUAUGAUGGGGAUUUUGUUUUGGGCUUUUUUCUGGUCGAUCACAGCGUUAGGUGGUCGUUAUGCACUACCGGGUGGAAGUUUAUUCGGGAUCUUGAUGGUGUUUCUAUUUGGAAUUGUUGCCGAGAAUUUAAUCGUGUUAAUUCCCCUUCCAUUUAACCUACCACCUCUACCACCACUGCUGGCGUCCUUAUUCACUGGAAUCAUUCUGGCCAACGCUUCAGGAAUAGCUGUGGCGAAAGCAAUAGAUCCAGAUUGGUCGUUUACCUUGAGGCAAAUGGCGCUCGGGGUUAUUCUCGGGGAAGCUGGUGUCGAGGUCGACAAAGAGAUGAUGAGAAAAUUGAAAACGGUUGUUCCAAGACUCUCGUUCUCGCCUUGUAUCAUCGAAGCGUUAUCAUAUGGCGUGUUUUCUCAUCUCAUUCUUGGUUUGCCGUGGAUUUGGUCGUUCAUGCUCGGAUUUGUAUGCGGUGCUGUAGCGCCCGCGUGUGUCGUACCUUCAAUGAUUAAGUUUCAAGCCAGAGGACUCGGGGUAGCUCAUGGUGUACCAACAUUGCUGAUGGCGGCAGCUUCCAUUGAUGAUAUUAUUGCUAUCAAUGGAUUCAAUAUUUUGCUUACAAUUCCAUUUUCCGACGGUGGCAUCGGAUACGACAUUCUGACAGCUUGCUUUGAAGUCUUUUUUGGAAUUAUAUUCGGGUUGUUUUGUGGUUUGUUGAUGUGGUUUUUCCCCGAUCCCAGACAGCACAAUAUUGUACGGGAUAGAACUGUUUUAUUGAUUGGCACGUCAUGGUUUUUGAUUUUCGUAACGAACAUAAUAGAAGUACCUGGUUCUGGUACAUUGGGGACACUGACAUGUUCAUUUGUGGCAUCUAUAGGUUGGCCUGAAGAACAAGUGGAGGAAGUCGGCAAAAUUUACAAGUCAUUGUGGUUCAUGUUCCAACCGUUGUUGUUUGGUCUUACUGGUGCAAAUGUCAACCUAUCAGAGAUGGACGGUCACACUGUGGGUCUUACAGUAGCGACAAUGAUCAUUUGUUUGACAAUUCGGCUCACGGUGGCUGGGAACGCAGUGUCUUUCCUAGGUUGGACACACAAAGAGAAGUUUCUUACAUCUAUCGCAUGGAUUCCCAAAGCAACAGUUCAGGCUGCUAUUGGCGGUACAGCGUUGGAUUAUACCCACACACUUUGCGAUGGACUGGUUUGGCCACCUCUGUGUUCAAAUGGCACAGCUACACCUACAGCAAACUAUGCAGCGAUAAAUGCAACCGAGCAAACGUAUCUUCCCUCAAACACCACAUGGAAUGCAACAACCAUGGCUCUUACUACAAAGCCUACAACUACAACAACAACCACAACAACACUGGAAACUACUAUUAAUGGAACUCAGCCAUAUCACACAACACCCGAACCAGAUUGUGUGGAGAAUUACGACAAAUAUCCGGCCACUCCAACACAGUGCACUCAUUACUUCAAAUAUGCAACAAUUAUUCUACAAGUGUCGGUCAUUGUUAUUAUAUUCACUGCACCGAUUGGAGUUUUCCUUAUUGGACUCGCAGGACCUAAGUUAUUGACAGUUGGUUCACCAGACGAUGAAGAAAACGCUAACUCGAAGAACAAUUCAGACGAGAUAGAAAUGGGCAGUAUUGAUGAAAAGAAGGAAGGUUACGCUAAUGAUAAAGUGUUUGAAUCUGACGAGUCGAUAGGUGGCGCUACACCUCCACCAAUUUACGAACACGUUGGGGAGACGAUCGAGAAAACUCAUCUGUAAAAAGAUCGCCAUUUUAAUUGCGGAUGGUACUUUAAUUUGUUGAUACGAAUAUAUAAAGAAAUGUUGGUAUAUGGCGCUUAUGUAAAUAUAUUUGAACGGUUUUGGUAAACUUGAUUUUUUUCCGAUAACUUUAAAAGUACGAAUAAUUAAAGUUCAGGAUAUGUAUACCGGUGUUUCAAAUUCUUAAACAAAACUUCAUCCAUAACAUUAUUUUAUUCUAAUAAAAUUCGACUUUAUUUUGUUUGUAAUUUUGUUUCUGUAAAUAAAACAUUCUAUAAAGUGUAUAUUUAUUCGGUGUCGGGUUUGACAACAUAUAAGAUGCCAUUGCUUUGCCUUAUCCCCGCCUACCCAAGCUGGCCGCUUAAGCUAUGCCGAUAU
Molecule: messenger RNA, 2603 nt
Organism: Ciona intestinalis (vase tunicate)
Lineage: Eukaryota; Metazoa; Chordata; Ascidiacea; Phlebobranchia; Cionidae
Source: RefSeq, a predicted model, not a curated record